GGAGUGAGUCUGGGCUUAAUUAGGGUUUUUGUGGGGAGAGAGAGAGAAGCCAUGAGUAGAAGCUUAGGGAUUCCGGUGAAGCUACUGCACGAGGCUUCAGGGCACGUGGUGACGGUGGAGCUGAAGAGCGGAGAGCUUUACAGAGGUAGCAUGGUCGAGUGUGAAGAUAACUGGAAUUGCCAACUCGAGAACAUCACCUAUACUGCGAAGGAUGGGAAGGUGUCACAGCUUGAGCAUGUAUUUAUUCGAGGCAGUAAAGUGAGGUUCAUGGUCAUACCGGACAUGCUGAAGAAUGCUCCGAUGUUCAAGCGUUUGGAUGCCAGAAUCAAGGGUAAGGGCUCAUCACUUGGAGUUGGUAGAGGCAGAGCUAUUGCCAUGCGAGCUAAAGCUCAAGCUUCUGGUCGUGGCGCAGCACCUGGUAGAGGUGCAGCUCCUCCUGUUCGGAGGUAGUUUCCUCCUGUUGGGAGCAAUCAUUCCAAUCUAUCAACUUAAGUACUCUCUAACCUACAUAAGUUGCAAGAAGAUGGUUCUUUUACUUUUGUUAUGCUUUGGGGGAAGGAGAAAAUGUAAAAAUGUUGCUGGAUCAUUGAGAAUUGCAAGGCCUUUUGUGUUUGUAUUGAAAUGUCAUAUUUUGGAUUUUGGAUCGAUUCUGCUACGAUAUGAUGGGAUAGUCUUCAUUAAGUGCA
Messenger RNA from Tripterygium wilfordii, 686 nucleotides. RefSeq names its product small nuclear ribonucleoprotein SmD3b-like. Gene Ontology annotation, biological process: RNA processing; spliceosomal snRNP assembly. Gene Ontology annotation, molecular function: RNA binding. Lineage: Eukaryota; Viridiplantae; Streptophyta; Magnoliopsida; Celastrales; Celastraceae. The transcript is spliced from 5 exons. The record is from RefSeq and is a predicted model, not a curated record. Gene Ontology annotation, cellular component: SMN-Sm protein complex; U2 snRNP; U4 snRNP. Bases 52 to 450 code for a protein of 132 amino acids.